Molecule: messenger RNA, 771 nt
Organism: Closterium sp. NIES-65
Lineage: Eukaryota; Viridiplantae; Streptophyta; Zygnematophyceae; Desmidiales; Closteriaceae
Source: the annotation of a GenBank genome assembly
AUGGGCUGCAUAAUUCGAGUCACGGCGUUGGCUCUUCUUCUACUCGCGCUUUUAGCGGCGCCGGGGUUCGUAACGCCGGGAUCCGCGAGGUCCCUCGCUCCGCGCCGCAGUCUUGCUCUUAAAGCCCAAUCACUUCUAAAGGCAACAGCAAUCAGACCAGUUUUGAUAACUGCUGAUUUGGGCGACGGCAAUGAAGUUGAUUUGGGCGGCAGCAGUGGCGGAGAUCUGGGCGGCGACAUUGGCGGAGAUUUGGGCAGCGACAUUGGCGGAGACUUGGGCGGCGGCGACGGCGGAGACUUGGGCGGCGGCGAAGGCGGAGACUUGGGCGGCGGCGAAGGCGGAGACUUGGGCGGCGGCGGAGGCGGAGACUUGGGCGGCGGCGGAGGCGGAUACUUGGGCGGCGGCGAAGGCGGAGACUUGGGCGGCGGCGGAGGCGGAGACUUGGGCGGCGGCGGAGGCGGAAACUUGGGCGGCGGCGAAGGCGGAGACUUGGACGGCGGCGAUGGCGGAGACUUGGGCGGCGGCGAAGGCGGAGGCUUGGGCGGCAGUGAUGGCGGAGACUUGGGUGGCGGAGAUUUUGAGCAGGGCGGUCCUGGCGGCGAGCAGGGCGGUCCUGGCGGCGAGCAGGGCGGUCCUGGCGGCGAGCAGGGCGGUCCUGGCGGCGAGCAGGGUGGUCCUGGCGGCGAGCAGGGCGGAUCUGGCGGGAAGCUGGGCGGACCUGCAUCGGAACCUAUACCUGUGUGUCAAACAGCAUGCCAUCCAGUGGCUUGA